AUGAGUUGCAUAUUCAUUUUAACGAUAUUUUAUAUUCUCACAACUAAUUAUUUAUUAAGCCAAGUCUGCUAUAGCAGGUUUCCAUAAAUUUACAAUAAUGUUGAAGAAUAAAAAUCACUAAUCUUCUCUAAAUAUGAUAGCAGGGUAGAAUAUGCUUACUUUUUUUCUGUCUCAACAAAUUAAGAAUUGUAUGUUCUUGUUCUUUCUGUAGGAGGUAGAGAGCAAUAUUCUUUAAAAAUCUAAAAUUGGUAAUCAAAUGAAAUAUAUGAUAUGGCAUUUUCUUCUGAUGGGAAAAUAGCUAUUUUCGGAGGUGACCGAUUGAGUGGUUUAGAGAUAUUUAAUAGACUCCAUUAUUGUAAUUUUCAGUACAAGGUAGAUAUAGAUAACUCAUUGAACCCUUCUUAGAUUAUUCCAAUAAGUAUUUUAAAAUCUGAAGGCAGAAUAAAUUUUAUGGUAAUUCAAAAUGGGGACGUUUAUUUUGCUUAAGUAUUUAGUACUGAUUGGUAUGCACUUAGACGGCUCUCAGCAAAGAAAAUAGAAGGGAAGGAAUAUGAUUAUAAUCAUUUAGUAUUCUUUGUUGAGGCAAAUGAUCCCAGAGCAUUUUAUUGGGCUCAGCCUAUAUUAAAUGAUGGGACAUAUAAUGUUUUUAGAAUAGGUAAUAGCGAUUAUGAUAUAGAGCAUGGAUUCAGCUUUUCAAGUUCUCGUUUUCCCGCUUCAUAAAAUAACUACAUUGCAAAGAUAUCUGUAUUCAAUUUCACUGAAACCUUUAAUAAGAAUGAUAUUUGUCUGUGCAUGAAUUUUGAAAGUCAUCUUACCACUUAUACAAAAUAUUCUCAUAUAACUCUAUUGAGAGAUUAUGACAGUAAUAUAUUUGGAGUGUUUUAAAACUAUGAUAGAGAAAAUUACUCUACCCAUUUGAGCACACUUUUAAUCACGCUUUACUCUGAUUAAAAUCCAGUAGAAGGAGUCUUAUUAAACUAAAAUUCUUAGCCCAAAUUCUAAUUCUAAAAUAGUAUCUUUAAUGGUUUUAGAACUUCAGCAAACAUCAGAGAUAUUGAUGAUCUUUUAUGCCCAUAGAGUAAAAAGCCUUUGAUUAUUCUACCUCUCAUCCCAGAAGUACAGAUAACAGCCAUCUAUAAUUAAGACUUUUACGCCAGUUUAAUUACUUUUUUUUAUAACACUAACAUACUUAUGGUUAAAGGUAUCUAGCGAUCUCAAAGAGAGUUCUUUGGGUUAAUAUAUUUUUAAUAAAAUGGCCAUUUGUAAGAUGGAACUAAAACCGUUUAAACUAUAAAAAUAUUAGUUAACGAUAAACCUGGGGGCGAUCAAAUUGCCUCUAAUUUAAGAUGA
Stylonychia lemnae is the source of this 1350-nucleotide messenger RNA. NCBI's taxonomy places the organism in Eukaryota, Ciliophora, Spirotrichea, Sporadotrichida, Oxytrichidae. The record is from the annotation of a GenBank genome assembly.